Molecule: messenger RNA, 537 nt
Organism: Botrytis porri
Lineage: Eukaryota; Fungi; Ascomycota; Leotiomycetes; Helotiales; Sclerotiniaceae
Exons: 3
Coding region: 1-537 (178 amino acids)
Source: RefSeq, a predicted model, not a curated record
AUGAAGGUUCCGUGCAUUGCUAUCAUCGCCAUUGCUGUUAGCACAGUCACUGGCGCAUAUAUUGACAGUACACCCGCCGAUAUAACUGUAGUUGAAAGUAAACUCUUCAAUGGCACCACUCAUGGAGAUCAAAAUUCCAUGACAAAUUGGAAUGACACUAUAUCCACAACCAUCACAACAUCAGACAACUCACCUACAGAUGAAGAUGCAACCAUCGAAAGCGUAGACGCAGAAAAAGAAUAUGAGGAAGAAGCUGCGGAAGUCGCUGAAGAUAUUGCAUUAAACACCCAAGAUGACUCAGAGGACAAUAAGCUCUUCCCGCCCAGUCAACUAUGCGCUACACGUCGCAAACCUCGAUGCUGCGAAUUAGGCGGGGGAUUGUACAAAGAUGGAUGCGAACGUCUUUCGAUGCCACUUCCAGCCAAUCGCAACGAUUUCCGGAGCAUGUGCGAUGAAGCGAAUAAAGUCGCCUAUUGCUGUAGGAAUUCCGUCGACAUAGCCCAAAUAGGAGUCAUGUGUCGCAAAGCAAGAAUGUGA